This is a messenger RNA of Ipomoea nil (Japanese morning glory), 423 nucleotides long. RefSeq names its product calcium-binding protein P-like. The record is from RefSeq and is a predicted model, not a curated record. Lineage: Eukaryota; Viridiplantae; Streptophyta; Magnoliopsida; Solanales; Convolvulaceae. The transcript has a single exon. Bases 1 to 423 code for a protein of 140 amino acids.
AUGUAUCUGUGGGCACAAGAACUCGUUCGUGACGACCAGGCGGAUGAGGCCAGCUCAUCCGAUCAUCCGUCGUCCCACCAACAAGGUCACGCCGCUGACCUCAACCUCAAUCUCUCUCCACCACACCAGUCAACCUCAUACCCGGCCGCUCAGCAGCCGGUCAACUACAUCCAACCAGGGUAUUAUGUUCCCGAGCAGCCCGGUCAGCCCGACCAGCAGUUCCAACACCCGCAGUUCCAGCAGUAUCCCCAGUACCCCGGGCACUAUCCAUACCCGGUCCCUCCUCAGCCAUAUGGGUACUGGCCCGGCCAGCCAAUGUACUACACGCCACCGGUCGGCUAUCCACCAUACACGCCUGCGUUCACGGCUCCAGCCGCCGCCCCUCCACUCUAUCCGACCGCCUCAGCCCUCUUCCCGGGCUAG